UCCGAGGGGUCAUUGGAUCAGCUUUGGCAUGGAUGACCGCCUCGGAGUAUGAAUUCCGGCCGUUUUGGCCGGUUAAACAUUCCUCGAAGCAUCAAAAGUUUGUCACGUUUCUUCAAAGGACUUUGUUCCUUUUAGACUUUAACCCGGUUUUAAUCCAGAGUUACUUUUUAAUCCAGGAAGGUGUAAAUAAAAAACAUCCCUUUUAUCGCUUAGUUAAUUGCAAAUAAUGCAAUAAAGUAGUUUAUAGUUAGAAAAUACUGUAUAACUUUCUUCUUUCAAUUAGAAGAUAUGAAAGACAUUAUUGGAAGGUUUUCUCAAUUGAAAGUGCAGAUAAUCACCAACAAUUCAGCUGAUUACUAGAAAUUCAGAAAAAUGAAGGCCAAAUCAUGGAAGAUUGGGAUCCUCGCUGCUUUCCUUCUAGUCCUCACUGGCUUCGUUGCCAUUUACUUCGGGUUACGGCCGCGUCCAUCGCGCAAAGGGUCAGAAACGCACGUCUACAAGAUGGCUGCCAUCGCUGCCGACGCCGGUCCCUGUUCAGUCAUUGGACGGGACGUCCUCCGUAAUGGCGGUUCCUCCGUCGACGCCGCCAUUGCCGCGCUCCUUUGUACGGGGCUGAUGAACCCGCACAGCAUGGGGAUCGGCGGUGGUGUUUUCUUCACGAUAUUCACGCCUGAUGGGAAAGUGGAAAUUGUCAACUCGAGGGAGACAGCGCCGAAAAACGCGUCGCGUGAUAUGUUUGGCAACAACACGCAAUUGUCUCUGAAAGGAGGAUUGUCGAUCGCCGUUCCAGGCGAAAUCCGCGGCUAUGAAAUGGCGCACAAACGGCACGGAAAGCUCCCUUGGAAGGACCUCUUCCUUCCCAGUAUCAAACUGGCGAGGGAAGGAUUCCCAGUUGGGAAAGGACUGGCGAGAGCCCUCACAUCAAAGAGAGCAACCAUCGAAAGCAACCCAGCCUUCUGCGAAGUCUUCUGCAAAGACGGCAAAGUCCUCGGACAAAACGAGAUCGUGAGGAUGCCGAAGCUCGCCAGGACUUAUGAGAUCCUUGCCGACGAGGGACCGGACGCGUUUUAUACGGGGAGCUUGGCGCCGCAAAUCGUCGCCGACGUCCAGAAAGCAGGAGGGAUCCUCACCUUGGACGAUUUACGGGAUUACCGUCCGAUUUUGGAUGAGAACCCAUUGAAAAUCACUCUCGGGGAGCUCACCGUUUACACCCCCGGAGCGCCAUUGAGUGGCGCCGUUUUAGCGCUUACCCUCAACAUCCUCAAAGGGUACAACUUCACGCCGAACAGCAUUGCGACGCUGGAGGAGAAGUCGCUGACCUACCACCGCAUUGUGGAAGCCUUCCGCUUCGCCUACGCCAAGAGGACAUUGCUGGGAGACCCAUCUUUCGUCGACGUCACCGGGAUAACCAGAAACAUGACCUCGGAGUCCUACGCGGAGACCCUCCGCACCAAAAUCACGGACGCCACCCACAAUAUCAGCUACUAUGAGCCCGAAUACUACUUCCCGGUUGACGCGGGUACCUCUCACCUCUCCGUUGUGGCCGCUGACGGCUCGGCUGUGUCCGCUACCAGCACCAUAAACCAAUAUUUCGGGUCAGACGUCCGUUCCAGUGUCAGCGGGAUCAUCUUCAACGACGAGAUGGAUGACUUCAGCUCCCCGCACAUCAUCAAUGGCUUCGGGGUGGCCCCCUCUGUUCCCAACUUCAUUGCGCCGGGGAAGCGUCCAUUCUCUUCAAUGUGUCCAGCCAUCCUGGUGGACAAGAGGAACCGCGUCAAGAUGGUGGUAGGUGCUUCCGGAGGGACGGAGAUCACCACCGCCGUAACGCUGGCCAUGAUCAACUCCCUCUGGUUCGGAUACGAUAUAAAAUCCGCAGUGGAGGAACCGCGCGUCCACAACCAACUCUUCCCGCCGAUUACUGUAUUGGAACAAAACGUGGAAAAGAGUUUGGAAGACGGGCUAAAGAAAAGGAAACACGAGAUUUUGCGGGCGCGUGGCGGGGCUGUCGUUCAAGCCAUCAUCCGGACAGAAGACGGUUGGGCUGCGGCGUCCGAUUCCCGGAAAGGGGGACAACCAUCGGGAUAUUGAUCUGGACUUUUAUAUCGGGGGAAAUCCUUUGCCUCAUUUGGAGGUAACGAGCGGUCUGUUUUUUACGAGUCAUCGAGGAUAUUAAUUUUGUCCCCGUCAAAAGUAGGUGGUUCGAAGGAGAAUCGCGGCGGAUCUCUCGUCAUCCCUGAAUUUUUUAUUGACGUUUUUGGAAAAAACGGCGCAAAAAACAGUAUCGGAUUUUUUUGCUAGAUUGCAAAUUUCUAAAUUCCUUAUUGCUGGAAAAUUUAUCAGGAUGCUGGGACAUGCAAUAUCUUGACGAUUGGCGCAUUAUAUCGAUUUUAGACUCUGUUAUCCCCAAACUCCCCUUUGUUUUAAAUUCACCAAUAAAACCUCAAACAGCGGUUUAUAAAUCUUUGUCGGCAGAGCUUUUUGGACUAUGAAACCCAGAAUCCA
Messenger RNA from Sceloporus undulatus (fence lizard), 2502 nucleotides. It is a transcript of the gene GGT1, whose product is annotated as gamma-glutamyltransferase 1. Gene Ontology annotation, biological process: glutathione catabolic process; regulation of immune system process; peptide modification. The record is from RefSeq and is a predicted model, not a curated record. The transcript is spliced from 13 exons. Gene Ontology annotation, molecular function: glutathione gamma-glutamate hydrolase. Gene Ontology annotation, cellular component: plasma membrane. Lineage: Eukaryota; Metazoa; Chordata; Lepidosauria; Squamata; Phrynosomatidae. The coding region runs from base 373 to 2088 and encodes 571 amino acids.